AUGGGGGGCCCAAACCUCGAAGUUGUCAAGUUCGGCAUAUAUAUCGCCUUUCCUAUUUACUUUAUGUACUACUUCGGAACGAAUCUGGACUCACGCUUCUCCGUCCCGGACUUCUGGCCCAAGCCCGGGCAGACACACACCAUCCCAUUCGAGAAAGAAGACAUCAAAGCGGAAUUGGAGCGGUUAAAGCAAAAGAGACUGGCGGCGAGAGCAAGAAGGCUCGAGAUGGAGAAACAGAACGAGGGGGUGGAGGGCGAUGCGAGCACAGCGAAUCAGCCAAGCAUACAACCACGGCCGGAAAUUCUGGAGGCUACAAAGUUGAAUGAGCCGGAGAAGAGUCAGACCGCGAGGCAGAGUGGUUGGACAAGCUGGUUCAGAUGA
Molecule: messenger RNA, 381 nt
Organism: Neohortaea acidophila
Lineage: Eukaryota; Fungi; Ascomycota; Dothideomycetes; Mycosphaerellales; Teratosphaeriaceae
Exons: 2
Coding region: 1-381 (126 amino acids)
Biological process (GO): mitochondrial respiratory chain complex IV assembly
Cellular component (GO): mitochondrion; mitochondrial inner membrane
Source: RefSeq, a predicted model, not a curated record